This is a messenger RNA of Rhagoletis zephyria (snowberry fruit fly), 3004 nucleotides long. Its product is annotated as nuclear RNA export factor 2-like. Gene Ontology annotation, biological process: poly(A)+ mRNA export from nucleus. NCBI's taxonomy places the organism in Eukaryota, Metazoa, Arthropoda, Insecta, Diptera, Tephritidae. Gene Ontology annotation, cellular component: nucleus. The record is from RefSeq and is a predicted model, not a curated record. Gene Ontology annotation, molecular function: protein binding; RNA binding.
AUGCCAGAAUUCAAUGGUGAUUCAACACGAACCGCCAUACUGCUAGGCUUUUUGGCCGAAACAAAAAUUCUAAAUUACACUAUUUCGUAUUAUAUCCCAAUUACAAGCGGCAAAGUAGCUAUAUACAACGAAUAUAAAUUUUUAUUGCAUAAGACCAACCUAUCCCAAUUUGAAGCAAUAGUUGAAGAUACGAAGCAGACUCACAUAGAUACAGGCAACCCUUUUUCCAUAGCCACUGCCAGAAAGCGAGCAGUGAUAAUGGAAUUAAAAUCUGUUAUAACAUCAGUCACUCUAGGAAAAAUAAAUGUUAUAAAUCCUAUUUUGUUGAACGGUGUAGAAAUUAAGGACAUCUUAGCUGCGGACCACUCUGCCAACACGAUAAUUUCUUUGGAAACGGAUGCCAUAGCUGAAUGCACCGGAAAUUACAUUCCACUGCACGAUCGCAAAGAAACUGUGAUGACGAGCUUUUGCCAGCCGUUGAAGGAAAGUCCUUGCACGCUACAGCUGCUAAAUAGAAACUCUGCGAACUUUUUAAGAAAAAAGAAAAUCAUUUCUUCAUCUCGUGUAUGCCGUGAUUUGAACGACGUGAAGGCAGACGAAUUAAUGUUAGCCGGGAACCCGGUAACGAAAUCUAGCAACUAUCCUGAGUGCAUGCGACCUGUUCUUAAAAAUUUCAAGGCCAUUGAUGGAAUACCUGCUGAGAAUUUAUCAAAAGACUAUACACCGAUGGACUACGAAGUUGACAUUGACAAAGAUGGCUACCGCGUUGAUUUUAGUAAUAAAGAAGAUAUGAUAAAGUUUCUACAUAGUAGUGAUUGGCAUGCUAUCAUGAUACGUGAUCCAGCACAAGAAUUCACAAAAGGCGAGAUUUUUGACUACUUCUUUAUUACGGUAUCACCAAUGUUAUCAGACAUAUUCCCUUGUUAUUAUAAGUUUGCGGCUGGUGAGCAUCAAUUCCUAGUGCGUCAAUGCUUCGAUCAAUUAAAAUAUUUAGUUGACAUUUGCAAAAUGGAAAUAAAAGUUCCACGAUUUUCUAAUGAUUACCAUUCAGCACUUUCUCACGUGAAUAUAGAUAAGGUCUUAAAAUACUACAUGGUUAUGAAUAUUAGACCUUAUAAACGGGGACAAGUAGAUCCAAUGGACUGCAUUGAUAAAGCACUAACUCGCCGUUAUAAUGGCAUAAACAGACUGCUGAAUCUGGACAACUUUCAAAGCAUUGAUGGAUUGGAAAAUAUCAUAAUUAAUUUAAGCUCACCGAAAAUGCUUAGCCGCGUCCUCAUGCAGGCAUCACGAAAAUGUCUUACCAGUUGUGUGGAACUUCGUUUGGCGCACAAUAAAAUUACCAAUGCCAAUGUAUCGAAAGUUUUGAGUUUGAUGAGCAACUUGAAAGCAAUAGACUUAGGUAACAAUUGGAUAUUGGAUUUGGCAGAUGUAAAAGAGUUAUCUGCGCUUGGCUUGAAGACUUUACGACUGGAUGGCAAUCCAUUGUGCGCGAAAUAUUCCUUCGCUGGUGAAUAUAUAAGAGCUGUACGGAGACAUUUUCCAGAGCUGACAAAACUGGAUAACACUGACUUAAAAAAAGAAGGCUCUUUAACUUCCCAAAAAAAUUUCCUGUGCGAUGUAAGAGGAUACGAUUUCGUCGACGAAUUUGUUCCACUAUACUUCAAGGCAUUCGAUUCAAAUGAGCGUCAAUCUUUGAAAGAACUUUACCAGCGCAAUGCAAUGCUUACAGUUUCCUUUAAUUAUCAUAUUGCCCAAAUGACGUCGCAAAAUUUUCGACGCAUAUCCAAGUAUCGUGAAAAUAGUAGAAAUAUUUUAAAAAUGUCAGAUCUCUCUCGGGCCCACACAACUAUACAUCUGGGCUCUGACCAAAUUAUGCAAACCUUUUUGCAACUGCCCAGUAUACGACACGAUUUGUUGACUUUUAGCACAGAUACAACGAUUUACAAUGACAAAAUUAUAGUGAUAACAAUCAGCGGCGUCUUUUACGAUCAAGCACCAAGCAUGAUGGAUAAUGACAUAUUAAUGGCAUUCACGCGCAGUUUUGUACUCACACCGGUAGAAAAGCACCAAGGGAUUCUCGGCAGAGCUAUAAAGUACCAAAUUUGUAAUGAACAACUUAGUAUAUACAACCCAACGGCCCAGCAAACUAAAAAGGCAUUCAAGUAUUUUAAAACAGAGGGGCAGAACAAUGACGACGAAGUAACUGUAGCCGAUAAAGCUCUCAUUAUAAUGUUUCAAGAAGUAACAAACCUCAAAUGGGUAUGGUGUACGCGUUUCUUAGAUGACGCAAAAUGGGACAUCAAAAAAUCACUUCUGCUUUUUUUAAGUUUUUGUGAGAAAAAACGGAUACCUGAUACGGCCUUCAAUUAACCUAAAUAAUACCUAAAAAUAAAUCCCUAAAAUAGUUUUCAUUUACUUAAAACGAAUAGCGGAUAUUUUGCUUAAAUCACUCUUAGUUGCUUCUGAGUGUAGAUGCGCGCGAAACUGUCAAAUAUCGUCUGGGUAAAAACCAGAGAUCCGUUUGGGAGCGAGUUAAAGUUUAGAGGGCGAAACGGGUACGGCGUCUGUCCAUGUUUUUGCUGUUUUAGUAGCAGCGGCUACCUAUGCUCGUAUAGAAUCGGUUAGUCGCACAAUCGUUGUCGCCAGGCUCAACUAACUGUAGGCCUAGGAAACUAGUUAUUUCGACGGGGCCAAACCAAAGGGAGCGGAAUGUUAGUUGAGUUGAGUGAGUUUAGUGGUCAUGUGAAGAGGGGGUUGUUGUCAUGUGUGGGGGUUCACAUGUCGGCCAUAUAUAGGGUACGUCGGGGUCUAGUCUGGACAAGCUGGAGUUUAACCUACUACAAUAUCCAUUUCCAUUUAUUAUAAAACAUGACGUUAGUACACUAAGAUCCCAAAGAUCUUUUUAGUGCUACUGAAACUUAAGAUUAAGAAUUAAGCGUUCCCACGACAGUCAGGUCUACGUAACCGGAACGACCCAGAUUUAUAUUUGGCCAAGGACUGU